AUGGGUGAAGUAGAAUCAAAUUUGAAGGACACCGAGAUGUUGGAACCGACCGAGAAUGUUCUACGUGUUAUAAUUACAGACAUUGCUAUUGUGUAUACUGGUUCUAACUGUGAACUGUUUCAAGUACAGAAGUGUAAAUGGUGUGCCAAGAAUUGUUAUGAUACAGCAACUGAGCACGAUAAAGAAAAUUACUACGGUGCGCAAGUUGACACGGCGAGUGUUAAACACAGAAAGAGAUGUUCGCUGGCCAUUGAUUCUCCAAUGCCAGUUGUUCAAAAGCGAGGCUGCCUGAAUUCUACUAAGUAUGUUUUACUCAGAGCUGAACUGAAAGGUCUACAAGACAGAGGAGAAUUUGAGAAACAUGAGGAAUUGAUACAACUUCAAUUGUUGAAAAUGUCGGCCGGGGAUGUUGACAAGGAAGCAAGUCUCCGAAUUGAGCGCGCUAUGGCGUUAUAUUUUCAAAACAAUGUAAAAGAUGCUAAGAAAAUAUUGAAAAUGAUCCUUAAGCAAAAACAAUACCUGAAAAACCCCGGUAUUCUGACUGGAAGAGCCUUAACCCUACUCACGGCGAUUUACAAACAUCAGGGAAAAUAUGGGAAUGCGAUGGAGUGCGUACAAAAGGCCGACACAGCUCUUGAAUAUCAAGACUCCCGUGACGAUAAAGCUGAACUUUAUCACAGCUAUGGAGCCUUGCUCAACUCUUUACCAACUACAAACCUUGCUCAGGAUACCAAAGCUACCAAGGAAGAAGCCUACAAAUCCUAUGAUAUGGCGUGCCAAUAUACAUCAAAUGAAGGAUUUAAGGAGUAUGUACACGUUAAAAUGGCUGCUAUGCUUUUAGUGUCCUGUUCUAAAGCAGUGGACAGCAACACCUCCCUCUAUAAAGAGGAUGUUGAGAGGGCAAAACUACACCUGGACUUCACUGAAUUCGGAGCAGCGGCAGACAACAUGGCACUAGGGACAAAAAUUAAACAUCUGCUAUUCAGGUCUGAUCAGCACUUCUUUGAGGAGAAUGUUGCUAUGGCUUUUGAGAAAGCUCAUGAAGCAAUGGUGCUCAUCCAAAGAAAUGGGUUCGAACUGGAACGCAUUUCGGCUGAAAAGCGGUUGAAUCACUUGUCCGAGAUACUAAAGCAACAAAAUGAGGAAUGGCGAGGUAAAGAACCACACCUGGACGAUGAUUAUCUUGGUGACAGCGAGAGGUCCGAGAGUGAGAAUGCUCAGUUUGACUAA
Pocillopora meandrina is the source of this 1230-nucleotide messenger RNA. NCBI's taxonomy places the organism in Eukaryota, Metazoa, Cnidaria, Anthozoa, Scleractinia, Pocilloporidae. The record is from the annotation of a GenBank genome assembly.